Messenger RNA from Aspergillus steynii IBT 23096, 5738 nucleotides. RefSeq lists its product as uncharacterized. The record is from RefSeq and is a predicted model, not a curated record. Gene Ontology annotation, molecular function: protein binding. The transcript is spliced from 2 exons. NCBI's taxonomy places the organism in Eukaryota, Fungi, Ascomycota, Eurotiomycetes, Eurotiales, Aspergillaceae. Bases 227 to 5425 code for a protein of 1732 amino acids.
CCCCGCGCGUCGCUCCAUCGAACCCUCCCCCGGCACAGACCCCAAGAAGAAGGUUUCUCGCCCUUGCCAUUUCGUGAAACGAGAACCGCCGACCCCCAAAACGCCCCGCACCCCCAGAACCCCCUCCAAGUUGCGAUCCCCCGUCCCCGACAAGACGAAAAAGAGCCCGCGACCCAGCCUGCCCUCGGGGCGGAAACAGCAGUCCGCCACCAAACAACCGCCCGCCAUGGAUACCAGGUCGCCCCUACGAUCCGUAUCCAACGUGUCCAGUCAAUCGGUCCCGCACGACACCGUCCAAGUAAGGCCAAACAAAGGAAAAGGAAAAGAGGGCACCCCGGAAUGGCGACGGAGAUUGGUCCAGGGUGACCUGCAGGCCGGCGAACAGCGCGACUUGUUCGCGCCAAUUGGACUGGAGAGUGUUUUCAAGCCGCCCACCCCGCGCACCGAGAAGGCUGAGCACGAGACGAUCCCGAACAUGAGGCAGCCGGACAAUCUAUGGGAUUUCAGCGACCCGCCCGAGAGAAGCUACGAUCGACAAGGAGGGCAGCCAUUGUCGGACGUUCACAAUGGGAAUGGUACAAACAAUGAUGGAUCCUUUGUCGAACAAACGAACCCACAACCAAGGAGACCGGAAUCGCGCGACAGAGCAAACUCGCAAGGGAGCCCGCAGUCGUCGCGCAAUGGCACGUUGGAGAUUAAAAAGGGCGCGACCCUGCUCAAUGUCGACCAAAACAACACCUCGCAGGAUGAUACACAGAUGAGGACGGCGAGCGGACUGGAGGAUCUUCGCAACGAGGGAAUUACGCCGAUUACGUUUUCGCGCACCAACACGGUCGAUGGAAACGGAACGUCGGAGGUCAUCAAGUCCGCAUUGAAGCAAGUCACCAACAAGCUCGAGAGACUAUCGAUGGCGCCGGGAGAGCGUCCAGACUCCAGGGCGAGCGAUAGUGUACUGUUCAACCCGAAGGUGAUAAAUGUCAUGGAAUCGCUCCCAGACGAUGACCUGCUCGAUGUGACCAGUAACUCCCUUCCUCAAGAUCUCUCCAUGGGCACUCUAGACUAUCGAGGCCGCGGGGCCUUCGCGAAUUUGGGACGCGAUCAGUACCUGAGUGACGCUUCCUUCCACAAACGUCGAUUCUCCCCGCCGUCCUUUCCUUCGCAGCGCCUAUCGCCAUUCAUCCCGCCGAAUUCUAGGAUCCGAAGCUCCCCGCCCUUCUUUCAGAAAACCCACCCCGUCGCUGAUCCUCCCACUCUUCCGCGACCCUCGUCCGCCCAUGUGAAACAUUCUACGUUUGAUCAAUUCGAGACCGACAGGAGUGAAGUCAUGCCGUCUUCCGGGAGUCCCUUGAAGCUGUUUGGAACCCAUGACACGUUUACGAACAACAGGCUUCUGCGGCGCAUGAGCCAGUUCGAGGAAACAUUUGGUGAACUAUCCGAAGAGGACGAACCUGUUUCGCCGUCCGAAGAAGCUCGUCGCAAGGGAGAAAACAGAAGCUUUUUGAACGUGAAACCGGACACAUUGGGCGACCUCUCUGCUCGAAGGAGCGAGCGGCCCAGAUCGCGAAACGCGGCGAAUCUUCGCGUCAGUCGGUUUGGAGAUGGCGAAUUAGAUAAUUUUGACUUCUCCGAUACCAGCCCUUACGAACCCAAACUACUCAACCAUGACGUCCCCGAUCCCGAUUCCCACGUUUCUUCCCGUCGGCGGAGAUAUCUUCGUCGCAACUCAGGCAAGACCCAAGGCUACGACUCUGGAACCAACAUGUCUAACGCUGCUGAGAAUGUGAAACCAGUGACCGGAUCAACCACACCCCCAGAUAUGGAUGAUCUGCAAAAGCAACGGGUUUUCUCGAACGGCACCGAGGAAGCAUCUGGCAUCGAAUGGGCACCUAAUACCCCCGCAAAGGACCCGACACCCAAGAGGCGCAGGACAUUUCUGAGAUCCCAUAGUUCGAGGACUCAGGACGAUCUCGGGGCGGAAGAUAGACAGAACCAGCAAACGGAUACCCUUUCGCUCCUGCAGCGGAGCCUGAUGCAACAUGGGGUGAGGGACGAGGACAGUGGCUCCUUGCUCCGGCCCCGGUCCUCACAACGACCGAGGACACCGACCCCCAGCCAGAGAUCUUCCACAAGAAAGAGAUCUUUCCCGAACAGGGAUCUACCCCCUGGUGGACUCGAUGGCUUUGAACAAGAAGGAUCUCCCGCGGAUGGGGCCGUCCCCGUGGUCAAGGUGACCGGCGUCAAGGAGGAGGCUCGGAAAGGGUCGAUCACAACUCAGGACUUUCUCAAUGAGGCCACGAAGAUAAUGGACAUUAUCAGGUCUAAGGGCAGAACUGCGCCAGGAGGGCUGUCCAGUGUGGAGGAGUCCGAGAACGAGGACAAGGAUGAAAAUGAAAGUUACGAGGAUGAAUCGACUCGGGAAGAAUUCUCUCGUCCUCCGAGCCGGGAAGGCGUGGAUAUCCGAAAACUGAGGGAACCCCAGGAACCGAAUCCCCGGAUUUUGAGCCAUCUGAAAAAGUUCCAAGAGAAGGAUGAUCUGGACUUUGAUGUCAACGCCUCAGUCAUGUCGUUGCAUCUUGAUGACGGCCAAGAUUCAAGCUCUCCCGAGCACGGCGAUCACACCGACGAGAAUCUCGGCAAUCCGCCGACCCAGGGAACCGACCAACACGAACACGAACGUAAACUUUCGGAGCCGACGUCGGUUGGAGAGGACGACAGUCUCCCCGAAUUGAUGACCCUCAACACGCAAGUGUCCGCCAAGAGUCUCAGCGCGCGUUCUGUCCCCACUGGAUCCUCACAAAGCUCUCACGCGAAGGGGGUUUUAUCCUCCGACUUGGUGUCUCACUUGAUCCCCGAGCAGGUGAACGGGUUAACCUACGACCGUUACAAGCAUCUGUGGGUCAAGGAGAAGCCACCGCCAUCACCCGAGAAGCCGAAGGGGGAGGAAAGCGAGGACGACCCAUUCCAAGAUAUCCCUGAUCUCAGCGUUGACGAGCUGCAGGAGAUGAUGAGGAUGCAGUCCUCCUUGUCUCCCGAACGGACCAAAACCCCUAACGCCUUCGAAGGCAGCACUGCCCAAAGUCCACUCAGCGCCAAAGCGGCAUCCCCCAAGGCAGCGCCACGGCCGCAGUCCAAGGAGGGGGAUCCAUCCGUCAACGUCAGCUCCAUUCAGUCAAAAUUAUCCCAGGACACAUCUAGCGUUCCAAAUUCCGGUACUCGAGCCACAUCUUGGAUUUCGGAUCGACCGAAGAGUAGAGAAAUCUCUAGCGAGGUUGAGCACGAGAUUCAACUUCAUGAGGGUCGGUUGUCCAAACCUCCCCGGCGCCAAAAUAAUGGGAACAAUCAAGCACGGGUUGUCACCAUUAGCUUUUCAUCCCCUCUGGUAUCGCAGAUCGCCUACAGCGAUGAUGAGAGUCCUACGAAGAUUCGACGAGAGAUGAUUGCGGAUGCUGCGCACGAAUCUACCAGAGGCGAGAAUGAGAAUGCAAGAGAUAACCAAGAGCACGAUCAGUCCGGCCAGCUCUUCCCCAAACGUUCCAUUUCACGCAUAGAGGAGAGUGAAGAAGCAGCCAACAACCUGAGUUUAGUUCGGAGGGACUUGGGAUAUCCGGCAUCGACUCCAGCCAAACAGUCGGCUGAAAACUCGAUGGUCCGCUUCAGGAACAACGAGCAUGACACAAGCUAUAGCUUCCAUCUUAGUCCUCUUCCCGAUUUCACCAUCGAUCAAAUCGACCAAUCUCUGCAACUGGAAAUGAGCUACGUGGCCCAGCGCACUAACCCCACAUCUUUACGCCAGGUUCAUGGCACAUUCGCUUUAGCGACUGAAGAGUUGGUCAAACAUAUCACGGAAGUCCAACCUUUCGAACCCUACUGGGAGCAUGUUCGUCGCUUGGUCCUUCGCCACAAGGGGCUGAUCACACUUCACAAGCUCUCUGAUUUCUGUCCUCGUUUAGAGGAUCUGGACGUGGCCAGCAACAAGAUUGGGCAACUCAGCGGAAUCCCUCCCACGUUGCGAACAUUGAACAUCCAGCACAAUUGUCUCUCCAAUUUGACCGCGUGGGGACAUCUGGUCAACCUCCAAUAUUUAAAUGUUUCGGGCAAUGACCUGGAGAGUCUAGAUGGGUUUAGCAGCCUGAUCCAUCUCAGAGAACUGAAUGCGAAUGACAACAACAUCCGAAACAUCAAUGGCGUUUUCGAGCUCAAUGGACUUUUGAGUUUGAAACUGAGAAACAAUUGUUUGACGGCGGUGGAUUUUGAAGGAUCAGAACUAACCCGUCUACAAGAAUUGGAUCUCUCUCAUAACCAGCUAGAAUCAGUUCGAGAUAUCGAUACGCUUACCUCCCUUUCGUCACUAGAUCUCAGCUGCAAUCAACUAAGCACGCUCGACUUAUCGGAAAGUCUUCUCGCCUUGCGAUCACUAAAGCUCUCGAACAAUAGGCUGCACACCCUGGAUGCCAGCUUCUUCCCAUCUUUGACUCUUCUCUAUGUCGAUCAAAAUUUCCUUACCACGGUUUCUGAGCUAGGCCAAUGCCAUAGCUUGGAUGUCUUCUCUGCACGGGAGCAAAUGAUAUCGAAUGAUCAAAAUGCCGGCUUCUUUGACGUGGAUCUGGGAUUGGUCAAGGAUAUUCGCAAAGUAUUCUUAUCCUCAAACAAGCUCUCUCUCCAAACUCUUUCGCCUUCGGUACCUCUCCUGAGUUUGCAAUUGCUCGAUGCCGCAUCUUGUAAUAUUCAGGGUCUUCCCAUGGAUUUCGCAUUGAACUUCCCCAAUGUCAAGGUCCUAAACCUCAACUUCAACUCCUUGUCAAGCAUCAAUGAGUUGGUUGGUGUCAACUGUCUUUCUCGCUUAACGCUUGCUGGCAAUUGCCUGACGAGGCUGAGAAGACUCUGCCAGGUCCUGAGCCGGGUCGGCAGAACCAACAAGAGAAAGGUUUCAACUCUUCAGAAGUUGGAUAUCAGAGGAAAUCCCUUGACCCUCCGCUUUUAUCCCCACCCUGUCAGAGGAAAUGGAAGACCGGAAAGCCCGAGAAAAUUGAGAGCGACCGAAACUCACGUCGCCCAGUCGGACAAUGUCGGCUUAGAUCUCCCAUCCGUGCUGGCCGAUUUUGGGCGCCACGGAGAGAUGAUUCAUUCAGCCAUCGGCGAAGACGACGACGAUGUCCCGGAGAAAGACAUCGAAAUAGAUGAUCCAUAUACCCUUCCACUAGCCGAUUUCCAAGCGGAUCAGAAAUACCUAGCCCAUCUGGAUGAACCGACUCGACUUCGCCGAAGGGUUUUCGAGCUUAUGCUCUUUGUGGGAACAGGAGGCUCUGUCAAGCUCCUGGACGGCUUGGAACUGCGCCCAGCUCUGGAAGAAGGGUCCGACAUGGAUGUUGCCUGGACUAAACUGGAGAAACUGGGCGUGUUGAAAAAGAAGGCGAUCACUGCAUAGAAGUGCGUUUUUUCUUUCUAGAUGUGGGUUGAUUUCAGAUGGUUGGGUGGCGAUACCUAUUAUGGAUUCAAGGAUGAAAUUUGGCGGUUUGCACAGGCGUUGCUAAGGGGCAGUACAUGUUGUCCUCAUCUGACAUGUGUGGAUUAAAAUGCAGGCGUUGGUUAUUUCAUGUUGUGAUGGUUUGAUUGAUUGAUUGAUUGGAUGCAUACCCGGGCGUUUUUCUUUUCUGGGCAUUCAUGGCACGUUGAGCGAGGCCACAUUUGGAUUACACAUGAGCGACUUGUUUUUCUGUUCUUUUCGGUAUACCUUUUUU